Molecule: messenger RNA, 5034 nt
Organism: Pestalotiopsis fici W106-1
Lineage: Eukaryota; Fungi; Ascomycota; Sordariomycetes; Amphisphaeriales; Sporocadaceae
Exons: 2
Coding region: 1-5034 (1677 amino acids)
Biological process (GO): transcription initiation at RNA polymerase II promoter
Cellular component (GO): transcription factor TFIID complex
Molecular function (GO): RNA polymerase II general transcription initiation factor activity; transcription cis-regulatory region binding; chromatin binding
Source: RefSeq, a predicted model, not a curated record
AUGCCUGCCCCUCUACUGGAAGCUGACCCAGCGGUCGCGUUCGACGCUGAGCAAGAGGUCUUUGCCGAACCUGAAGUUCUGGUCGACGACACCCCCGCCCGGCCGUAUACUGUCUUUCACGAGCAUGUUGCGCUAGACAUCGACCUUCACGGCAAAUCCAUCAAAGGCCACGUCGACAUCUUCAUUAGCAGCAAAGAAGCACUGAAAGAGGUCUUCAUCGAUGCCAGACAGUGCGAUAUCGACGUGCGCAACAUCACUGUGGGCUACGCUCGCGCCCACGCAACAUAUAAUGAUCCAUAUGAAAAAGUUGAUACGCCAGAGGGCUACCUGUGGUCAGCGGGGCAGUGGCCCCUACGCAAGCAGCGCAUCCAGCCUCUGAUGCAUCGCCACCGCAAGAACGAGUCUUCAGCCAUACAGUAUGAGGAUGAGCUUAAUUGUCACACCCUUGAUGGUUCUAUCAAGAUCGCCAUCCCGCCAAUCAAGGACAUACAGACCAGCAUGGCAAAGCAGCGAGAGUCGCGGGCCAGUACACAGGGCCAUGAAGUCCUUGACCAGUGGGUUGACCAAUACGACAAGAUGGUUGAACAAAACAUGAAUCAGCUCUACAAGAUCACCAUACCUUUUGCACUCAAGAACAUUCGUGAUGGUUUGCAUUUUGUUGGUAUCGAGGAAGGUGAUACUCGAUACCCUCAUGUAUACACGCGCCAUUCCGUCGAGCCAGGUCUUGCCUGCUCUAUUUUCCCGUGCAUUGACAAUCCAGGAUGCCGCUCUUCGUGGAGGGUUUCCCUUACAUUCCCCCGCACCCUGGGCGAUGCUUUUCAUCAGCGCCUGGUUACUCAACAGCAACCAGUAAAUGGUGCAACCGCCGCGAACAGCCAUAAAAAGCGCAAGCGUGGUGAAGAGGAGUCUCAGCGAUCUAGUCUUGCUCUUACGGAAGAGGACAAGAUGCUUGAGUUGACUGCAGUCUGCUCUGGAAAGUUGGAAGAUGAGGUCAUCAACCAGCGUGACGAAACCAAGAAAACCAUGGUAUUCUCAUGCAACAACAAGGCCGCACGGCACAUUGGCUUUGCCCUGGGCCCCUUCGAACAUGUUGAUUUAUGGUCGGAGUUUCGUACAGAGGAAGACGAUGAAAAGCUAGGCUCGAAUGCCACCAAAGUUCAUGGAUAUUGUCUUCCUGGACGCGCUGAGCUGGUGCGAAAUUCCUGCGCUGCUAUCGUCAACGCAAUGGAUCAUUUCGCGUUGACGUAUGGUCGCUACCCUUCCGACAAUUACAAGAUGUGCUUUGUCGAUGACAUGGUCGCGGACACUGUCCCUCUGUGCGGUUUCUCGCUCUGCAGCAACAGACUUCUUUUCCCACGGGAAAUAAUCGACUAUGAGAUUGAGGUCACACGAACCCUGGUUCAUGCGCUGGCAAGCCAGUGGUUCGGCGUCAACAUCAUCCCCAGUGAGAAAUCGGACAUAUGGCUCGUGGCUGGUAUUGCUUGGUUCAUGACCGAUCUGUAUCUCAAGUCACUUUGCGGAAACAACUGGUACAGAUAUCGAAUGAAGGACCAAGGCGAUCACUUGGUUCAGAUCGACUUCAGUCGGCCAUCUUUGGAGGAUCUGGGUAAUCAUCUGCAUCUGGGCGAUUUUGAGAUGAACUUUAUGAACCUGAAGGCCAAUCUCGUGCUUUUCAUCCUUGAUCGGCGAUUAUCCAAGUCAUCUCGAAGUGCCGGUAUUGCCAGAAUUAUUGCCAAGAUGAUUCAAAAGGCAAACACUUCAAGUCAGUCUGCUGAUGAGAUUCUUACCUCUGACAUGUUUCGCAAAGCUUGCGAGAAGCAUGGCCAAACCAGAUUGGAAGGCUUUUGGAAGCAAUGGAUCAAAUCGGCUGGAUGCCCCAGGUUUGAUGUUCAUCAGAAAUUCAACAAGAAGCAAUUAUGCGUCGAAAUCACCAUUCGGCAAAUCCAGGACAUCGCGCACGGCAAGGCAAGGCAGCUCGAAAAGGACGACUUUUGGAGGGAGGUAGUAGAAGAUAAUCAUGGUGUCUAUGCCGCGGAGCUGCAACAUUGUUUCACUGGCCCAAUGACCAUCAGGGUUCACGAGGCAGAUGGCACACCAUAUGAGCAUGGUGUCGACGUUCGAGAUGACACCGGAAAGUCUAUAAAGUUCAACAUUCCGUACAACACCAAGUACAAGCGACUCAAGCGAAGCAGACGCCAGAAGGAGCGACAAACGGCAGGGAAUGCUGCAAACGCUGGCGAGGAAGAAACAACAGACGAGCCUCUAAUCUACUGCCUCGGCGAUGUGCUUCAGGGCGACGAAGACAUCGGUCGAUGGGGGCUGGCGGACUGGGAUCCAGAGAUGGAGGCGCGCAUGGAUCAGGAAUCAUAUGAAUGGAUCCGCAUGGAUGCCGACUUUGAGUGGAUUUGCAUGAUGGUCACUAAUAUGCAGCCGUAUAUGUACGUCUCGCAAUUGCAGCAAGAUAGGGAUGUCGUUGCGCACCAGGACUCGAUGCUAUAUCUGGACCGGGAGUCGCAGAGGAGACCUCAUCCCCUGAUCUCCACGAUUCUCACGAGGACACUGGUCGAUGAGCGUUACUAUCACGACGUCCGGAUUAUGGCUGCGAGGACCCUCUCUCAGCUUGGGGUGGACAAUCUCAAGCAGAUUGGCCUUCAGCAUUUAAUCCAUGCCUUUGAUCACUUGUAUGGCAUUGGCGAAGGUCACCGACCUCGACCAAACGACUUCUCUGAUAAGUCGCAGUACCUUGUCCAAUGUGCCAUUCCCGGAUCUAUCGCCAAGAUACGAGACGCGGACGGAAACUCGCCGAAAGAAGCACGCCAUUUCAUCUUGCAGCAGUUACAAAGCAAUAACAAUGCAGAAAACGCUUAUUCUGAUCAGCUCUACAUCUGCAAACUCAUCGAGGCUCUGGCCACGUGCCUCAUUCCCGACGAGAAACGCGCCAAGAAGCAGACAAUGUCCUUUUCUUUUGGCGAUGGCGAGGAUGAAGACGCAGAGGACGAUGUGGACCCAGAACCACAGCAGUUCAAAGAGUCAGCUUUGGAGGAGAUUGACCGUGUUCGAAGAACGGAUGAGUAUUCUCCUUCAUUCGAUAACUGUUUCACCAUUGCUGCGUUGGAUGCACUCUACCGUCUGAUGAAGGCAAAGGUCAUUCCUAUUGACCCAUUGACUUUCAUGCAGUACCUGCAAGACUGGACCAUUGAGGGCGUCCGCAUCAAGGCAUUUGAGGCAUUGGUGGAGCUUCAAUUCAUGGCAAAGCCUACGUUCCUUCGAUUCUUCUUGAUCGCUAUGGCAACUGAUGGUUCACCGUAUGUCCGAGACAAGCUCUUCAAAAUAUUCUGCCGUGGCCUUGCUAGUAUCGCUACUGGAGAAUAUGAGAUAGAAGAGCAGGAUGUACCAGCCCCGAGCGAUGAUCUCGUCGUUGAGGCAGGUGCUGGUAUCAUCGAGGCAAAGCAAAAGCUCAAGGCUCGCAAGGAGAAGCUGCCGGAUGCCCGAGCUGCUCUGAAGGAUGCGACCAAGGACGAUCGGGAACUACAAAUGGCCGUUUGGAAUGCUUUGGACUCGCCUGCAUUAACCGUCGCUGAAAGGCGAAAUUUCCUCGAGCUUUGCUCAAUCUUGUUCGAAGAGGAUGACCGGCUCCUCGUCAAGUUUGAUUACCCCAAGAUAUGGACGUGCGAGAAAGCUCCCAAGGAGCGUGGCAGGUGUGUUGUAAACUUCAACCGUCAUUACCGCACCGAGUCGCGAAAGACUUUUGCCACACCCGUUAUCUCGCGCCCCGAACCACCAAAACGAACCAUCACGUUAAACUUGAACAAGGCAUCAAGCUUCAAGGAGACGACGCCAAUCGCAGUCAAACCACCAGCUGGUGUCUUCCACCAGCCCGCACAGACUACCAAGCCAGGUUUACCACCAGCAAAACCUCUCGACAAGACUACGACUCCAGUUGUAGCCAAGUCUACUUUACCCAAACCCGCAACUUUGCCAAAACCAGCCAUGUCGAAACCCUCUGUCAUUAAGCGGGCCACUUCGCCACCUCCACCCAAAGAGAUUCGGAAGGACAGCAUCGCCGUUCAAACCCCCAGACCUAGUAUUGAAGGAUCCGGUCCCGUUCCAGAGCGCAAGGUCGUGCCAGCUCCUCACGCAAAGCCACAGCAGAACCGCGAGUCGCUACUUUCAAAGGGGUUGAUACAGAAGACGCAAACAUCCAAAAUCCAGGUUUCCAAGCCUGUAAUUCCCAUGGUACCCAAGACAGCACCUCCCAAGGCUCCAACUCCAAAGGCUCUACCCCCUAAGCCUACGCUACCUCCGCUAGCCAAGACCAGCGGAGACUCCCGUCCAUCGAACCCUGUACCAUCCGCUCCCAAGUCGCUCAAGCGCUCCAAUACCGAGUCUGGGGAGGGAGAAAGACCGAGCAAGAUUGUCAAGUUGAACACAAAGGGCAUACCCAUCAGUGUGCUUAGUGCAAUCAAGAAGCGCUCCAAAUUGGUCAAGCUCCCCUUCAAGAAGUGGGAUAAGCUCAAAUUGCGAAAACCACCAUCAUCAGCGACUUCGGAAGCCGGCACUAUUCGUGCUACAGCAUCAAAGCCGCUACCAUCCCAGAGAGAGAAGGAACGGUCCAAAUCAGUCGCCAUCGGGUCGCCUGCUUCAACAGGCUCUCCGCGCAGUGCCACGCCAACUCUAGGCUCAGGCUCUCGCCCGUCUCCUCCGAUCCACAAUGUCAAGAAAUCCGCGACUCCACCCGUGUAUUCGCAGAAUUCCGGUGGCAGUAUUCUGAAAGCUCCAGUGCGAAAACCACUCCCCGGAUCAGGACCAGCCGGGAGCAGUGGUGGCGGCAGCAGCAGCAGUGGCGGCGGCGGUGGGAAUGGCCACGGAACGGGUAGCGAACGGAAACCCCUACCCAUUGGCGGACGAACUUCCCUACCUUCGGCAUUAUCCCAAACUCCAAGCAACUCAGUUACCAGCGCACCGAUACCUAAAUCUGUUCCCAAGCUCAAGAUCAUGUUGAAGAAGCCGGCUUCAAAGCCACCAGGACCAUAG